Messenger RNA from Dromiciops gliroides (monito del monte), 2354 nucleotides. RefSeq names its product C1q and TNF related 12 (gene C1QTNF12). The record is from RefSeq and is a predicted model, not a curated record. Gene Ontology annotation, molecular function: hormone activity. Bases 1048 to 1974 code for a protein of 308 amino acids. The transcript is spliced from 8 exons. Lineage: Eukaryota; Metazoa; Chordata; Mammalia; Microbiotheria; Microbiotheriidae. Gene Ontology annotation, biological process: positive regulation of D-glucose import across plasma membrane; negative regulation of gluconeogenesis; positive regulation of insulin receptor signaling pathway.
AGGGGCCCCCGCCAGCAGCGGGCCUGGGCCCAGGAGCAGACUGGGGCUCCGGAGACGGAGCGCGGGAUGACCCCUCCCCCUUGAUGGAAAGGCUCUCAGGAAAAGGACUAUUUAUUUCGUGAGACAGCCAGCGAGCGGGAGACGGAGGGAGAGUGUCCCGCGGAGCGGAGCGGAGCGGAGGAAGGCUCCCUGGCGCCGGGCCAGCCCAGCCCAGCCCGACCCAGCUCGCCUCGGGGCGCACGGCUGAGGAGGAAGGCAAACCCCUUCUGGUUGGCUCGCCGAGCGGGAACAUGAGUCUGGAGAGUGAGUCUGCCUCCUGACAGCCGCAGCGGCCGCCUAGCCUGCCCUCCCAGAACCACCCUGUCCUGCUCCCGGGAGGCCUGGCGGGGCUGCUUCUCUAGCCCCCUUUGCAUGUGCUGACAUCUGGCCUGGGGUGCGAGCGUCGAGGAGGAAGAUGGGGCAGCGGCUGCAAACACAGCAUCAAGAGGGACUUGGGGGUCUCCCCGGGGCCCUAUGAGGGAGGACAGCAGCCAGGCAGGGCAGAAGGAACCCAGCCCAGCCCCACCACCUGGGGAGCCUUCCUGAGACAGGUGCCCAGCUGCCUUCCGUUUUAGUUCCUCCAGACCUUGAGAGAGUCAAUCCCCUUGAAGGGAAGACCCAUUUUCCUGGCCCAUGGGGCUCGGGCCCCUCCUGCCCCCUCUUAUCAGCACAGUGAGUUUUAUGUCUGCCAGGCUCUGGGGCCCCCAGUUUCCUAUACUCAUGAGAGCCCAGGGUCUUUGGGGAAAGAGAUACUGAGCCUCGAAACAGAAAGCUGGGAUCAACGGCUCGGCGUUCUUGAACACCUGCCUGGCCAGGGCUCUCAACCUCUGUGCCCAGAGACUCCGUCCUCCGGCUCGCCACCUUUGCACCCGACUCUUGGCUCCCUAGCCCUGGCCUUGUGAGCCCAGAGACCACCUGCCUGCUCCCACCCCUCUGGAAUCGUGUCCGUCCAUCCAUCCAUCCCUCUGUCUGCAGACCUGGGCUGCCUGCCCUGCCCCUGCCCCCACCAUGAGACUGUGGGUCUGGGCUGUGGCCAUGGCUCUUCUGUGGGGCACCAGCGCCAAGAGGGAACGCAAGAAGGCCAAGGAGAUGAGCCAGUACACGGAGCCCUUCAAUGCCACUGUCUCCAACAGCGAGGAGUUGCCCGGGCACCCCAAGCCACCUGAGGCUGCAGGUCCUGAGCUCACCGAUGCCCACAAAACUUGGCUGAACUUCGUCCGGAGGCCAGAUGAUGGGACACCCCGGAAGAAAUGCAGAGGGAAAGACAAGAAAUUACGUGGCCUUGUGGGCCCUCCAGGCCCCCCAGGCCCUGCUGGUCCCCCAGGUCCCCCGGGGGCUGAAGUUACCCAGGAAGCCCUAUUGCAGGAGUUCAAGGACAUGCUGAAAGAGGCCACAGAGCGCCGGGCAGCCAUGGUGGCCUUGGCCCAGCCCAGCCAGCGGCCCUUGGACUCCAUAGCGGCCCCCUAUAGGCGUGUGGAAGAAGCCUUUCAUUGCAAGCUGAAAGCCCAGCUGGUCAUUGACAAGAAGACCCUGAUGGAGCUGCACAACUUCCAGGCGCCUCUGGCCAAGGGGGCCUUCCUGAGGGGAUCAGGCCUGAACCUUUCUACAGGCCGUUUCACCGCCCCUGUGUCCGGCAUCUACCAAUUCUCAGCCAACGUGCACAUCGAUCACAGUGAGCUGAAGAGCCGAGCCCAACUGAGGGCCCGAGACAAUGUCCGUGUGCUGAUCUGUAUUGAAUCCUUGUGUCACCGACACACGUCCCUAGAGGUGAUCACCGGCCUUGAGAGCAACAGCAAGAUCUUCACGGUGCAUGUGCAGGGGCUUCUGCAGCUUCAGGUUGGUCAGUACACCUCCAUCUUUGUGGACAACAGCGCUGGGGCCGCCCUCACCAUCCAGAACGGCUCAGACUUCAUGGGGCUGCUCGUGGGACUGUGAUCUGGAGGGAAGGCCAAGCAGCUCCCAGCCGGGGCCAGUGAGGGAGCACCGGACUGUGGGAAGAGAGGGGCACGGGGCAGAGAAAGAAAGGCCUGUAUCCUUUGGCCUCACUUCUCCAGGGCCUGGGAGUCCAGCCAGGGUCUCCCUUCCCUCCAUGCCCUCCAUGUUCCCCUGAACACCGCCCCCCACAACACACAUUACACCCAUACAUAUCACAUACACAAUAGACACAUACACCACAUACAUAUCACAUACACUUGCCACACACAUACACACACAUAUACACAUACCACACACACACACACACCUUGUGGGUCAGAGGUGGCUGCUUCUUCUUUUGUUCUUGUCUAUUCUUAUUAUACACUUUACUGAUAAUAAUU